Nerophis ophidion (straightnose pipefish) is the source of this 2376-nucleotide messenger RNA. RefSeq names its product C-type lectin domain family 4 member M-like. The coding region runs from base 151 to 2319 and encodes 722 amino acids. NCBI's taxonomy places the organism in Eukaryota, Metazoa, Chordata, Actinopteri, Syngnathiformes, Syngnathidae. The record is from RefSeq and is a predicted model, not a curated record. The transcript has 7 exons.
GCAGCAGGAAUAUGCACCUUUUCAACCAAUCACAGCCCACAUAGCACUUCCUGUUUCCUGACAUAAAUGUCAACACGCAGGAACUUUGCUGUCACUUGAUGGAAGUUUAGUCACCGAAGAAAGACCACUUUGCCUGAGUGAGGUGAGAAAAUGGACGCCAUGGAAAUGGACGACGGUGCAUAUUUGAGUAAGAACUUCACGAUGGACGGACUGAUCACACAAGUCAAUUUCCACAAAAAGAAGUCAGCGUCCCGGCGAGUGAUGGCGUGUCUGGCAGUUGUGUGUGUGCUGCUGCUGGCUGCAAACAUGGGACUACUUCUCCACUAUGAGCUCCUGCCCUAUUUUGCCACAAAAGACCAAGAAAACUCCGACUGUCUGACUCAGGAGAAUCUCCAAACUAAAAACCAAGUCUCCCCUGUAAGCGGUGACCAUUACGAGGCAGUAAGUGCAGACAGAAACCAGCUGGAAGCCAUGUUGAAUAACCUCACAAAGGACAAAGACCGCUUGAAGACCGACUACGAUUCUUUAGCGAAAGACCGAGACAAACUCCUCAGCAGCAAAAACACUUUGAUGGCCGAAUUCAAGGAUCUGCAGACCAACCACAGCCAUCUCAAUAGGGACUAUGAUGCAUUACAAUCCCUGAUUAGUGCACUAAGGGCACAGGGUGGCCAAUUACAGUCCAAUUACGACUCCCUCGUUAAGGCAAAAGAGGUCCUUCAAACCAGUAAAACUAAUUUGGUUGCUGAGAGAGAUGACCUAAGGACUCGAUUCAACAAUCUCCAAAAUGAGAAAAAACAGUUGCAGAGCAAUUUCUCUUCUACGAGAAGUGAGAAGGACAGGUUACAGACCCGUUACGAUUCUCUCGUUAUGGAGAAAGAGCUCCUUGGAACCAGCAAAACCACUUUGGCUAUGGAAAAAGAUGCCCUUAAGUUGCUCUUCAACAAUCUCAAAUAUGAGAAAGACCUUCUAGAGAGCAACUAUACUUCCUUGAGAAGUUUGAACAACCAGCUACAGUCCAGUUACAGCUCCCUCACCAAGGAGAAAGCGCUUCUGCAAACCAGCAAAGCCACUUUGGUUGCUGAGAGAGACAACCUAAGGACUGGAUUCAACAAUCUCAAAUACGAGAAAGACCUUCUAGAGAGCAACUAUACUUCCUUGAGAAGUUUGAACAACCAGCUACAGUCCAGUUACAGCUCCCUCGCCAAGGAGAAAGCGCUUCUGCAAACCAGCAAAACCACUUUGGUUGCUGAGAGAGACAACCUAAGGACAGGAUUCAACAAUCUCAAAAACGAGAAAGACCUUCUAGAGAGCAACUAUACUUCCUUGAGAAGUUUGAACAACCAGCUACAGUCCAGUUACAGCUCCCUCACCAAGGAGAAAGCGCUUCUGCAAACCAGCAAAGCCACUUUGGUUGCUGAGAGAGACAACCUAAGGACAGGAUUCAACAAUCUCAAAAACGAGAAAGACCUUCUAGAGAGCAACUAUGCUUCUUUGAGAAGUUUGAACAACCAGCUACAGUCCAGUUACAGCUCCCUCGCCAAGGAAAAAGCGCUUCUGCAAACCAGCAAAGCCACUUUGGUUGCUGAGAGAGAUGACUUAAAGACUCAAUUCAACAAUCUCAAAAAUGAGAAGGAUCUUCUAGAGAGCAACUAUACUUCUUUGAGAAGUUUGAACAACCAGCUACAGUCCAGUUACAGCUCCCUCGCCAAGGAAAAAGCGCUUCUGCAAACCAGCAAAGCCACUUUGGUUGCUGAGAGAGAUGACUUAAAGACUCAAUUCAACAAUAUCAAAAAUGAGAAGGAUCUUCUAGAGAGCAACUAUACUUCUUUGAGAAGUUUGAACAAGGCGUCGCAGAACGCUCAGAGCGUCCUGGUGACAGAACGGAAUGAGCUGCAGAGGAACGUCAACAAGAUGACCACUAAACUGAGAGGCAUGAAAUGUCAGGCCGGCUGGAGGAAGUUUGACAUUAGCUGCUACCUAGUGUCAAAAACCACUAAGAACUGGCAGGAGAGCAGAAAAGACUGCAUCCGCAAGGGAGCAGAUCUGGUUGUCAUCGACAGCCGGCCUGAACAGGUGUUCGUUAAGAGUUUAUUGAGCUCCGGUCAACACGCGUGGAUCGGACUGACUGACAGCACCACCGAGGGAACGUGGCUUUGGGUGGACGGGACUCCGGUCAGCACAAAGUUCUGGGAGGCCGGGCAACCCAACGACUUCCGGAACCAGGACUGCGGCGAAAUCCAGAACAAAGCCUCCAGCGCUUUGGGAAUCUGGAACGAUGACAGCUGUUCUACGGAUCAGUACUGGAUUUGUGAAACUUGAAUUGUGCUAAAUAAAUGCUAACUAAAUGUUUGGUUGAAAACAUUUAAAAUACUGUAA